Aspergillus fischeri NRRL 181 is the source of this 1755-nucleotide messenger RNA. RefSeq names its product DEAD/DEAH box helicase. Gene Ontology annotation, molecular function: RNA binding; RNA helicase activity; ATP binding. Gene Ontology annotation, cellular component: nucleus. The transcript has 9 exons. Lineage: Eukaryota; Fungi; Ascomycota; Eurotiomycetes; Eurotiales; Aspergillaceae. Bases 1 to 1755 code for a protein of 584 amino acids. The record is from RefSeq and is a predicted model, not a curated record.
AUGGAUAGCUUCGAUGUCACGGACAUCAGCAAUGCGCUCAAAGAAGUGACCGACGAAAAGACAAACAAAAACGUUGAAGCUUCCAAUCUUGCUCGCGAGAAGGGAUGGGUUCCACCGGAGCAGUACGACUACGCCAAGUACAACACUGGUCCUGCUGAGAAGCCGGAAGAGGUCACUGAACAAAGUGAAAUCCCGGAGUGGGCUGCCAAAGCUGCUAAGUAUGAAUGGAACGAUGAGUUCGGUGAUGUCGGUCCUCCCAACAAAGAACUCGAGGAUAUGUUGUUCCGUAACGAGUUCAUCAAUCGUGCUGGCCUCAAAAUUGGCAACCUACAGAAGAUCGAUGUUAUCGCUGAAAGUAGAGAGCGUCCUAACCCAGUCAAGAACUUUGACGACGCUGGUCUCCAUCCUAUCAUGCGCGAGAACAUUCGUCUGUGCAACUAUGAGGUCCCAACGCCUAUCCAGGCCUACGCCAUUCCUGCUGUUCUUACCGGUCAUGAUUUGAUUGCCAUUGCCCAGACGGGCUCUGGCAAAACGGCUGCUUUUCUGAUUCCUGUGCUUUCCCAGCUUAUGGGCAAGGCAAAAAAGCUAGCAGCCCCCCGUCCUAACUUGGCCAACGGCUUUGAUCCUUCGGUCGAUGCUGUUCGUGCCGAGCCACUGGUGCUUAUCGUUGCGCCAACCAGAGAACUAUCCACUCAGAUUUUCGACGAGGCUCGUCGUCUAUGCUAUCGCUCUAUGUUGCGCCCCUGUGUCGUUUAUGGUGGCGCUCCCGUGCGUGAGCAGCGUGAGGAGCUCCAGAAGGGCUGUGACAUUCUCAUCGGUACUCCUGGCAGACUGCUGGACUUUAUGGACAAGCCUCAUGUCCUUUCCCUUCGCCGGGUCAAGUAUACCAUCAUCGAUGAAGCCGAUGAGCUUCUUCUCUCCGACUGGGAAUCCGACUUUACCAAAAUCAUGUCUGGCGGAGACGUGAACGAGGAUGCAGACCAUCGUUACAUGAUGUUCUCUGCAACCUUCAACCGCGAAUGUCGUCGUUUGGCCCGCAAAUUCCUUGCGGAAGACCAUGUUCGUAUCCGCAUUGGUCGUCCUGGCAGCACCCACAUAAACGUCGAUCAGACCAUCAUCUAUGCCGAGGAUCAUCUUAAAAAGCAAUGCCUCUACGACCUUCUGCUGGCAAUGCCGCCAUCGCGGACCUUGAUUUUUGUCAACACGAAGACCCAGGCCGAUUUCCUGGACGACUUUUUAUACAACAUGGGCCUUCCGAGCACCUCUAUCCAUUCCGAUCGGACUCAGCGCGAACGUGAGGAUGCUCUGCGUUCCUUCCGUAGUGCUAGAUGCCCGAUCAUGGUGGCCACUGGCGUCUCGGCUCGUGGACUUGAUAUCAAGAACGUUAUGCACGUCGUCAAUUUUGAUUUGCCGAGUGCCACCCAUGGUGGCAUCACCGAGUAUAUUCAUCGUAUUGGACGUACUGCACGCAUUGGCAACGAAGGCCUUGCAACCUCCUUCUACAAUGACAGAAACUCCGAUAUUGCCCCCGACCUCGUGAAGAUCUUGAUUGAAACCGGCCAGAAAGUCCCCGAUUUCCUUGAGUCCUAUAAGCCUGCCGAUGAGGUGGUGAAGUUCGACGACGAUACAGAUGAUGAGGCUGCCGAUGGGGACGACAACGAAAACACCAACAACGAUGAUGCUGGAACUGGCUGGGGUGGCAUUCCCAUGGAAUCCUCCAACGACGAUGCCCCUGUCUCUACCGGCUGGGAGUGA